Phasianus colchicus (ring-necked pheasant) is the source of this 3581-nucleotide messenger RNA. RefSeq names its product ABR activator of RhoGEF and GTPase (gene ABR). NCBI's taxonomy places the organism in Eukaryota, Metazoa, Chordata, Aves, Galliformes, Phasianidae. Gene Ontology annotation, molecular function: GTPase activator activity; guanyl-nucleotide exchange factor activity; protein serine/threonine kinase activity. The record is from RefSeq and is a predicted model, not a curated record. Gene Ontology annotation, cellular component: membrane. Gene Ontology annotation, biological process: positive regulation of GTPase activity; intracellular signal transduction; protein phosphorylation.
UUUGCGGAGGAGAGUGGGAAAACGGCUGAAAUGGCUCUUGCAUUACCUCAUCCAGAUAUGUGCAUCUCCAAUCCCCUUCUUGCCCCACUCACCAGGGCCAGCGAAGCCCUGCAGAAUUGCUAGAUGUAGACCAGGUGUUCUGGGAAGUACCGUGCAUCAGCACCAUUGCCCUGCUGAGAUUUCCUCUGGAGCAGGGAGGGGCCCAGGAGCCUUCACCUGUAUGGUUCAGAGUGGGGGGUUAGAUGUCCUAAUGGGACAUGAUCCCUUCUGCUGCCCUCAGAGGUCACUGGAGAAUCCUGUGGUCCAGCUCUCCACCUUCAUGGGGAUACCCGUGGGUGAUAGCAGGCAGGAUGGGUGCUCUGUUGCUUGCUGCUCUGGCUGUCGAAUCCGGGGAGGGCAUGGGGGUGCGGAUGGAGAGUUGGGGACCUCUCCCCAUGGAGUUCCCCCUUGCUCUCUGGCUUCCCCAGUGCUGUAACUCCGAAAAAACAUUUGGCGAGCUGUCUUGACCAUAGUGUGAGCAGCCCCACCUCCACACCAGACGUGCAUUUCCUGUAGCGAGAGCGCAGGGCGGAGCGGCAGCGCUGGCUGCAAGCAGAGCAGAGCGGCACGGCGGGCAGCGGCCCUACGCUGCUGGCGGAGCACCCGGGGAAAGCGUUGGCCAAGGCAGAGCCAAGCAGCUCCUCCGUCCCUGCUUGGGUGACCUCGCCGUCCCCGCUGCCGUCACGCGCGGGUGGCUGUGCUGCUGCCUGGGGAGAGCCCCGCAGCGGGGCCGACGGCCUGAGCUGGGGCAGGCGGGAGCACCGGGGAUCCCAUAAUGGCUCCUUUCAUCCAGAGGCUGUGGCCGGCAUCCAGGGCUGAGUCAGGCCCGGCUGGCUCGGCUGCGUAAGUCCUCACGUCCGAAGCCUUGUGGGGUCCCCACAGCCCCCCCGGUGCCAAGCAGGCAUGGAGGAGGAAGAGGAAGCCAUAGGGUACCUGGAUAAAGUCCUGGAGGAUGAAGAUGACUCUGAGCCAGGAACCCCCACCAGCCCUGGGUCUCCAUUCUCGGCCAGUGAGAAGGGUGAGCGAGAUGCUGGCAAAGGGCUGGAGAUGCGGAAGCUGGUGCUCUCCGGCUUCCUGGCCAGUGAGGAGAUCUACAUCAACCAGCUGGAGGCACUCCUGUUGCCCAUGAAGCCGCUGAAGGCCACAGCCACUACAUCACAGCCCGUCCUCACCCUGCAGCAGAUUGAAACCAUUUUCUACAAGAUCCAGGACAUCUACGAAAUCCACAAGGAGUUCUAUGACAACCUGUGCCCCAAGGUGCAGCAGUGGGACAGCAACAUCACCAUGGGCCACCUCUUCCAAAAGCUGGCCAGCCAGCUCGGGGUGUACAAGGCCUUUGUGGAUAACUACAAAAUUGCUCUGGAAACAGCUGAGAAGUGCAGCCAUAGCAACAACCAGUUCCAGAAGAUCUCUGAGGAACUGAAGGUGAAAGGCCCCAAGGACUCGAAGGAGAGCCACACGUCCGUCACCAUGGAGGCACUGCUGUACAAGCCCAUUGACCGUGUCACCCGGAGCACCCUUGUUCUGCACGACCUCCUCAAGCACACCCCGUCUGACCACCCUGACUACCCACUGCUGCAGGACGCCCUCCGCAUCUCUCAGAACUUCCUCUCCAGCAUCAAUGAGGACAUCGAUCCCCGGAGGACAGCGGUCACCACUCCCAAGGGGGAGACCCGGCAGCUCAUCAAGGAUGGCUUCUUGGUGGAGCUGUCAGAGGGCUCGCGGAAGCUGCGGCACGUCUUCCUCUUCACCGACGUGCUGCUCUGCGCCAAGCUGAAGAAGACAGCAGUGGGGAAGCACCAGCAGUACGACUGUAAGUGGUACGUGCCCCUGGCCGACCUGGUGUUCCCCUCGCCGGAGGAGUCGGAGCACUGCCCGCAGGUGCACGUCAUCCCCGACCACGAGCUGGAGGACAUGAAAAUGAAGAUCUCAGCCAUCAAGAGUGAGGUGCAGAAGGAGAAAGCCAACAAAGGGCAGAGCCGUGCCAUUGAGCGCCUCAAGAAGAAGAUGUUUGAGAAUGAGUUCUGGCUGCUCCUCAACUCGCCUGCCAUUCCCUUCCGCAUCCACAACCGCAAUGGAAAGAGCUACUUGUUCCUGCUGUCCUCUGACUACGAGAGGUCCGAAUGGAGGGAGGCCAUUCAGAAACUGCAGAAAAAAGACCUCCAGGCCUUUGUGCUGAGCUCGGUGGAGCUGCAGGUGCUGACAGGGUCCUGCUUCAAGCUACGCACUGUCCACAACAUCCCGGUCACCAGCAAUAAGGAUGACGAUGAGUCCCCUGGGCUUUAUGGGUUCCUACACGUCAUUGUUCACUCUGCCAAGGGCUUCAAGCAGUCAGCCAACCUGUACUGCACACUGGAGGUGGAUUCCUUCGGUUAUUUUGUCAGCAAAGCCAAGACCAGGGUUUUUCGGGACACAACAGAGCCGCAGUGGAAUGAGGAAUUUGAGAUUGAGCUGGAAGGCUCCCAAUCCCUGCGCAUCCUCUGCUAUGAGAAAUGCUAUGACAAGACCAAGCUCAAUAAGGACAACAAUGAAAUCGUGGACAAGAUCAUGGGCAAGGGGCAGAUCCAGCUGGACCCACAGGCUGUGCAGACCAAGAACUGGCACAUGGAUGUGAUUGAGAUGAAUGGGAUCAAGGUGGAGUUCUCCAUGAAGUUCACAAGCAGAGACAUGAGCCUGAAGAGGACCCCAUCCAAAAAGCAGACUGGAGUCUUCGGGGUCAAAAUCAGCGUUGUGACAAAGCGCGAGCGCUCCAAGGUGCCUUACAUUGUGCGCCAGUGCAUCGAGGAGGUGGAGAAGAGAGGCAUUGAGGAGGUCGGCAUCUACAGGAUCUCCGGCGUUGCCACGGAUAUCCAGGCACUGAAGGCUGUCUUUGAUGCGAAUAACAAGGACAUCCUGGUGAUGCUGAGUGACAUGGACAUCAACGCCAUCGCCGGCACGCUCAAACUGUAUUUCCGGGAGCUGCCUGAGCCCCUCCUCACUGAUAGACUGUACCCUGCCUUUAUGGAGGGCAUCGCCCUCUCAGAUCCUGCUGCCAAGGAGAACUGCAUGAUGCACCUUCUCCGCUCACUGCCUGACCCCAACCUCAUCACUUUCCUCUUCCUGCUGGAGCACUUGAAAAGGGUAGCGGAAAAGGAGCCCAUCAACAAAAUGUCCCUCCACAACCUGGCCACAGUCUUUGGGCCAACACUGCUGAGACCUUCAGAGGGAGAGAGCAAAGGACACCUCACCCUGGCAUCUGACAUCUGGUCCCACGAUGUGAUGGCCCAGGUCCAGGUCCUUCUCUACUACCUGCAGCACCCUCCCAUCUCCUUCACGGAGCUGAAACGCAACACACUUUACUUCUCCACGGACGUGUAGCCCGCAGGAAGGAGGCACUGGCUGCAAACACUCCCAGCUCCCUGCCAGGGCCAUGGACCGGAUCGCGGCCCCUGAGGACAUCAGCCUGGACCCGAGAUGUGCCGCCUGCAGCUCCUGUACAAUCGUGUACUGAUGGCCUGGUGCCGCCCCAGCGCCGUGCCGCUCUGUAAAGUAGUCGUGUCUUA